Molecule: messenger RNA, 1713 nt
Organism: Macaca mulatta (Rhesus monkey)
Lineage: Eukaryota; Metazoa; Chordata; Mammalia; Primates; Cercopithecidae
Gene: LPAR2
Product: lysophosphatidic acid receptor 2
Biological process (GO): G protein-coupled receptor signaling pathway
Cellular component (GO): membrane
Molecular function (GO): lysophosphatidic acid receptor activity
Source: RefSeq, a predicted model, not a curated record
CCCCUCCCUGUGUCCUUCCAAGAAGCGCCACAUGCACUGAUCUCUUGUGUCCCCAGAUGGUCACCAUGGGCCAUUGCUACUACAACGAGACCAUUGGCUUCUUCUAUAACAACAGUGGCAAGGAGCUCAGCUCUCACUGGCGGCCCAAGGAUGUGGUCGUGGUGGCACUGGGGCUGACCGUCAGCGUACUGGUGCUGCUCACCAAUCUCCUGGUCAUAGCAGCCAUCGCCUCCAACCGCCGCUUCCACCAGCCCAUCUACUACCUGCUAGGCAACCUGGCCGCAGCUGACCUCUUCGCGGGGGUGGCCUACCUCUUCCUCAUGUUCCACACUGGUCCCCGCACAGCCCGACUUUCACUUGAGGGCUGGUUCCUGCGGCAGGGCUUGCUGGACACAAGCCUCACUGCGUCGGUGGCCACACUGCUGGCCAUCGCUGUGGAGCGGCACCGCAGUGUGAUGGCCGUGCAGCUGCACAGCCGCCUGCCCCGUGGCCGCGUGGUCAUGCUCAUUGUGGGCGUGUGGGUGGCUGCCCUGGGCCUGGGGCUGCUGCCCGCCCACUCCUGGCACUGCCUCUGUGCCCUGGACCGCUGCUCGCGCAUGGCACCCCUGCUCAGCCGCUCCUAUUUGGCUGUCUGGGCUCUGUCGAGCCUGCUUGUCUUUCUUCUCAUGGUGGCUGUCUACACCCGCAUUUUCUUCUACGUGCGGCGGCGAGUGCAGCGCAUGGCAGAGCACGUCAGUUGCCACCCCCGCUACCGAGAGACCACGCUCAGCCUGGUCAAGACUGUCGUCAUCAUCCUGGGGGCUUUCGUGGUCUGCUGGACACCAGGCCAGGUGGUACUGCUCCUAGAUGGUUUGGGCUGCAAGUCCUGCAAUGUCCUGGCUGUAGAAAAGUACUUCCUACUAUUGGCCGAGGCCAACUCACUGGUCAAUGCUGCCGUGUACUCUUGCCGAGAUGCUGAGAUGCGCCGCACUUUCCGCCGCCUCCUCUGCUGUGCGUGCCUCCGCCGGUCCACCCGCGAGUCUGCCCACUAUACAUCCUCUGCCCAGGGAGGUGCCAGCACUCGCAUCAUGCUUCCCGAGAACGGCCACCCACUGAUGGACUCCACCCUUUAGCUACCUUGAACUUCAGCGGUAUGCAGCAAGCAACAAAUCCACAGCCCCUGAUGACUUGUGGGUGCUCCUGGCUCAACCCAACCAGCGGGACUGACUGACUGUCAGGCCAGGGUCUGGCACGGCACAGCACCACUGCCAGCCCUCCCCAGGCACACCACUCUGCCCAGGGAAUGGGGGCUUGGGGUCAUCUCCCACUGCCUGGAGGAGUCAGAUGGGGCACAGGAAUCUGGCUCUUCAGCCAUCUCAGGUUUAGGGGGUUUGUAACAGACAUUUUUCUGUUUUCACUGUGUAUCCUUGGUAAGCCCUGUGGACUGUUCCUGCUGUGUGAUGCUGAGGGUUUUAAGGUGGGGAGAGAUGAGGGCUCUCUUGGGCCAUGCUACCCAGUGUGACUGGGUAAUGAGGACAGACUUAUGGACGUCCCAUCCACCUGAGGCUGAUUCUUUAGCAGCAGAGACUAAGGGAUGCAGAGUGUGAGCUGGGAAAGGCUUGUGGCUCCUUGCAGCCUCCAGGGGCUGGCCUGUCUCUGUUAGAACUGAAGCAGUCCACUGGGAGGGGAUGAUACAAGGAGUAAACCUUUCUUUUCACUCUGAGGUCUCCAAAA